UGGUAGCCUUCGUAGUGGAAAGAAACAAUGUAUAAAGCACAGUAUGAGUUGAAAUCCAAUCCAUCCAUAAUCUAUUUUGGUUUUGUUUGUCAUUCAAGCAGUAUUUCAUUGUAUGCAGAAUACAUCUGUUGCUCUGUUGAUUUGACUUGCGAUCUCAGCCUUGAUGUUCUGUUUGGGCCGUCCAUUUGAGCCCCGGUUGGGCCCGUCUCAGCCCACGCUUAUCCGCUUAUGUGGAGGCAGGCAGGCAGGCGGGGGAAGACGAACUGCCAUUGUAGAAAAUCCCCGCCACUACAAGCCCUAGCCGCCCACAUUCCCGCCAAAACAAGAACCUAGCCUCCUCCGGCGAUCGCCGGAGGCCACAAUCCCAACCCCGCACUGCCGCACAGGAUGCCGAGGAAAGCAAAGCCCGCCGCCCAAGCCACCGCGGCGGCGACCACCGCCACCGGCGUCCAGUACUGGCUUGUGAAGACGGAGCCGGGUGAGUGGUCGUGGUCCGACCAGGCGAGCGCCCCGGGCGGCGUCGCGCCGUGGGACGGCGUCCGCAACCACCAGGCCAUGAAAAACCUCCGCGCCAUGCGCACCGGUGACCGGUGCCUCUUCUACCACUCCGGCGCCGGCGCCACCUCCCGCCGCGUCGUCGGCGUCGUGGAGGUCGCCCGGACCUGGUACGAAGGGGAGGGGAAGGAUGCGGCGGCCGGCGGCGCCGUGGACGUGCGGGCGGUCGGGGAGUUCCGUAACCCCGUCCCUCUAGGUGACAUCAAGAAGGCGGCGGGCGAGGUGGAGGGGAUGAGGGAGUUCGCGCUGCUUCGCCAGCCGCGGCUGUCGGUGAUGCCCGUGCCGUCCAAGGUCUGGGACUGGAUUUGCGACGCCGGUGGGGGCUUCGUGCAGGACGGCGAAGCUGAGGAGGGGGAAGAGGCUUGAUUCUGCAGCCGUCAAGGGUAACGCCGCACCUGCAAGGCGGCAUUUUGUCGAGUCCUUUUCGGCCUGCACUGCAAGGGGUGCUCAGUAGGCAUCUCGGCACCCCUUUCUUCAGAAGAGGGAUGAUAUCAGAAGUAUUCAGUUCAUCACUUCAUCUUUCUUCAGCGUUUGCCGUCUCGGAACCGAAGUCUGCCAUACAAGGCGUGUAGGUACUAGUUGAUCUCUGUAAGUUCAGCGGUUGAUAUAGCUGGAGUAGCUUGGUUCUAUGUAGUACACUAGGUGUUGCGUGUGCCUCCUUUUGUAGCUUGUGACUUCCUGUAACCAGGAACUAACAUCUACUUGCUGCCCUGAAUGGGCAAGUUGGAUGCACGGUUCACUGAAGUUUCAAGCAGGCAGUUCGUGCUUUCGAUGCUACGGCAUU
Molecule: messenger RNA, 1339 nt
Organism: Panicum hallii
Lineage: Eukaryota; Viridiplantae; Streptophyta; Magnoliopsida; Poales; Poaceae
Product: thymocyte nuclear protein 1
Exons: 2
Coding region: 388-921 (177 amino acids)
Cellular component (GO): nucleus
Source: RefSeq, a predicted model, not a curated record